Molecule: messenger RNA, 2286 nt
Organism: Laccaria bicolor S238N-H82
Lineage: Eukaryota; Fungi; Basidiomycota; Agaricomycetes; Agaricales; Hydnangiaceae
Exons: 15
Coding region: 1-2286 (761 amino acids)
Source: RefSeq, a predicted model, not a curated record
AUGUCAGAUAGUGUUGGUCAAGAAUACGAGCGCACUGCGUUCAACGUCAACACCUCUUCCUCCCGUCGUGCUAUCAGAACUGUAUCGUUUCCACCUCUCUCCCUGGAAUCGUGGCUCCUCAUGAACUUGCGGUUCUGGUUGGAAGCAGCGAUGUCUACUCUGCCUGGUCAUGAUCAUACAUCCAGCUCCACCCCCUCCUUAGACGGCAAAGGGGGUACAGAUUCAUCUGCGGAAGCAGGAAAGUCAACGAGAAGAACGGGUCUCAGCUAUGUUUAUUAUCGUCUAUACACCAAACUCGGUGCAUUCCAAUCAAUUCACCCCAUUUACCACAACGACCAUUUAAUUGGCCGAAUUCCAACGAAAUCUUUUCCCCCUCCUCAUACCGUGACAUCUAUCAAGCGAUCCCUAUGCAAAUUUGAGGGCCUUUUGGGGCCCGACAAGGCGCUUGUUUUCGCACCUCUCUCAAGCCCAGCAUCCAGAGAGAACUCUGCCCGCAUCUCUUUGAACGCUCCUUCUGGGCCAGGCCUGUCUGAACAUGAUCCGAUCGCGCUGGUUGUCGAGUCGGAGAAGCGGACCAAGGAGGUCUCGCAGUCGGAGAUAUACUAUCGUGUUUAUCUAUCAGAGGGCGAAGGGGAAGAAAAGGCAAAGACGUCGUUUGACGAAAGUGACAUUUCGUUAGGGCGCAUCGACACCCUCUUCAUCGCUCCCCCUCUCACUGCUGGGUCUCUGAAAGCACAUAUCGCAAAAGUUGAAGGCCUGGUCACGCCGGGUCAUGCACUGUACAAGGAUAUGGAACUCUUCCAAGACACGAAUAGUGACGCUGCCAUGAGCGACAGUGAUAUCAUAUCCUUUGAACAUGACACUUAUCCCGGUAGUGAUGAAGGCGACCCCGUAGCCCUUGUCAAUGCAGCCGCCAAUACAGCAACGGACCAAAAGACUAAGCGUACGCCAGGUAAAGUUCGCGGCGAACAUCCAUUAUACACUGCAGCAACAAACUGUGCUUUUCAAGGUGGACCAGCUCCAAAACUCAUGAAACCCGCUCGAAUACUUUAUACUAAUGCACGCUAUGAAGUAAACAAGCAUACCUGGCUAUCAGUAAUCCAAGAUGAGAUCGUUCACACGGAUGGAGUUGUCGUCUCCAUGAUAAACUGGAUUGACAAUCGGUAUUAUCCAGCAUACAUGGCGAUCAAUUCCAAGGGUGAAAAAGGCUUUGUGGAACAGGCGCCAAUGCCUUGUGGAUGGGCGCAUGACAAAGGCGUGCCCGAUAUCUUUUUCCUCAGAUCGUUCUGGUUGGAAACAGCAAUGUCUACUCUGCCUGGCCAUGAUCAUACCUCCAGCUUCACUCCUUCCUUGGACGGCAGAGGGGGUGUAGAAUCAGCAUCUAAAGAUGGAAAGUCAAUGAAAAGGACGGGUCCUAACUAUGGCGCAUUCGAAUCAAUCCAUCCCCUCUACCACAACGACCGUUUCAUUGGUCGCAUUCCAACGAAGUCUUUUGCCCCUCCUCAUACAGUGGCGUCUAUCAGGCGGUCCUUGUGCAAACUUGAAGGCCUGUCCGGGCCUGACAAGGCGCUUGUAUUCACACCGCUCUCAAGCCCAGCACCGAAAGAAAACUCUGCGCGCCUCUUUUUGUCCGCUCCUUCUGGGCCAGGCUUGUCCGAACAAGAUCCGAUCGCAUUGGUUGUCGAGUCGGAGAGGAGGUCCGAGGAGGUCUCGCAGUCAGAGAAGCUCCCUGAACGCACUGAUGAUACCGAUAUCCACUACGGCAAGUCCUGUCGAUCUCUCCUACAUAAAUAUUACACUCAUCAGCUUUGCAGUAGUGAUAUUUCGUUGGGGCGCAUCAACACCCUCUUCAUCGCUCCCCCUCACACCGGGUCCCUGAAAGCACAUAUCGCAAAAGUUGAAGGCCUUGUUACGCCGGGUCACGCACACUACAAAGAUAUGGAACUCUUCCAAGACACGAAUAGUGAUGCUGGCAUGAACGACACUGAUGUCAUGUCCUUCCAAGGCGACGCUUAUCCGGGUAGCGCUGAAGGCGAUCAUGUAGCCCUUGUCAAUGCAACCGCCAACAGAGCAGCAGACCAAAAGGCUAAACCUACACCAGGUAAUGUUCUCGGUGAAUAUCCACUAGACACUGCGGCAACAAACCGCGCCUUUUCAGAUGAACCAGAUUCCAAAUUCACGAAACGCGCUCGGGCAAAGGGUGUUCACUGGUGGCCAGGAUACAUGGCGAUUAAUUCCAAGGGUGAAAAAGGCUUUGUGUACAAGGACUUUAUUGCUUUUGAUUGA